UCUUGAGCCCCUGUUUCUGGUGCGUAGAGACUGUAAAUCACUGCACUUCUCACUCAUCAUCACCCCAGCUUUUCCUAGCUCGAAUUCAGCCUCCAAGUCACGGUCGCAGGAAAGAUCCUCCCCCACCGGCACCAGAAAAUCUGACAAGAACUUGAGGUGUCAGCCCUGAGUAGUGAGACCUGCGGUCUGCGGGACAGCUGUGCCUGGAAGAGAAGGACGCUGGUGGGGCUGAGAGCAGAGCUGUCUUCUGGCCCCGUGGCCCCCCAUGCCUCUGUCAUGGCUAACAGUUCUAGGGGCCGGAAUGGUCGUCCUGCACUUCCUGCAGAAACUCCUGUUCCCUUACUUUUGGGAUGACUUCUGGUUCCUGUUGAAGGUGGUGCUUGUUGGAAUUCGGCUGGAGAAGUAUAAAAAGAGAGGGGAGCUGGUGACUGUGCUGGAUAAAUUCUUGAGUCAUGCCAAAAGGCAACCUUGGAAACCUUUCAUCAUCUAUGAGGGAGACAUCUACACCUAUCAGGAUGUAGACAAAAGGAGUAGCAGAGUGGCCCAUGUCUUCCUGAACCAUUCCUCGCUGAAAAAGGGGGACACAGUGGCUCUGUUGAUGAGCAAUGAGCCGGACUUCAUUCACGUUUGGUUCGGGCUGGCGAAGCUGGGUUGCGUGGUGGCCUUUCUCAACUCCAACAUUCGCGCCAAUUCCCUCCUGAAUUGCAUCCGCACCUGUGGGCCUACGGCCCUAGUGGUGGGCGCAGAUUUGCUUGGAACUGUAGAAGAAAUCCUUCCAAGCCUCCCAGAAGAUAUCAGUGUUUGGGGGAUGAAAGAUUCUGUUCCACAAGGUGUAAUUUCACUCAAAGAAAAACUGGGCACCUCAUCUGAUGAGCCCGUGCCACGCAGCUGCCAUGUUGUCUCAUGCCUCAAGUCUACUUGUCUUUACAUUUUUACCUCUGGAACAACAGGUUUACCAAAAGCAGCUGUGAUUAGUCAGCUGCAGGUUUUAAGGGGUUCUGCUGCCCUGUGGGCUUUUGGUUGUACUGCUGAUGACAUUGUUUAUAUAACCCUUCCUCUGUAUCAUAGUUCAGGAGCUAUCCUGGGAAUUUCUGGAUGUGUUGAGUUGGGUGCCACUUGUGUGUUAAAGAAGAAAUUCUCAGCAAGUCAGUUUUGGAGUGACUGCAAGAAGUAUGAUGUGACUGUGUUUCAGUACAUUGGAGAACUUUGUCGCUACCUUUGCAAACAACCUAAGAGAGAAGAAGAAAAGGAUCAUAAGGUGCGUUUGGCAAUUGGAAAUGGUAUACGGAGUGAUGUUUGGAGAGAAUUUUUAGACAGAUUUGGAAAUAUAAAGGUGUGUGAACUUUAUGGAGCUACUGAAGCAAACAUAUCUUUCAUGAACCACACUGGGAAAAUUGGAGCAGUUGGGAGAACAAAUUUCUUUUACAAACUUCUUUUCACUUUUGACUUGAUCAAGUUUGAUUUUCAGAAAGAUGAACCCAUGAGAAAUGAACAGGGGUGGUGUAUUCAUGUAAAAAAAGGGGAACCUGGACUUCUCAUUUCUCGAGUGCAUGCCAAAAAUCCCUUCUUUGGCUAUGCUGGGUCUUACAAGCACACAAAAAACAAAUUGCUUUGUGAUGUCUUCAAGAAGGGAGAUGUUUACCUUAACACUGGAGACUUGAUAGUCCAGGAUCAGGACAAUUUCCUUUAUUUUUGGGACCGUACUGGAGACACUUUCAGAUGGAAAGGAGAAAAUGUUGCAACCACAGAGGUUGCUGAUGUUAUUGGAAUGUUGGAUUUCAUACAGGAAGCAAACGUCUAUGGUGUGGCUAUAUCAGGUUAUGAAGGAAGAGCAGGAAUGGCUUCUAUUAUUUUAAAACCAAAUGAAUCUUUAGAUUUGGAAAAACUUUAUGAACAAGUUGUAACAUCUCUACCAGCUUAUGCAUGUCCACGAUUUUUAAGAAUUCAGGAAAAAAUGGAAACAACAGGAACAUUCAAACUAUUGAAGUAUCAGUUGGUGAAAGAAGGAUUUAAUCCACUGAAAAUUUCUGAUCCACUUUACUUCAUGGAUAACUUGAAAAAGUCCUAUGUUUCAUUGACCAGGGAAAUUUAUGAUCAAAUAAUGUUAGGGGAGAUAAAACUUUAAGAUUUUGUAUAUAUAGAACUUUCAUAUGCUUUCCUAGGAAGAGUGAGAGGAGAGUAUAUGAUUCUUUACUAGGAAAUAGGGACAGAGAGCUAACAUUAAUUAUGUAUGUUCUAUAUUUCCUUAAUAUGGGAGAUAAUUUUUUAAUUGCAUAAGAAUUUUAAUUUCUUUUAAUCGAUAUAGACUUUAGUUGAUUAUUCUUUUUACCUAUUUGGAGAUUCAGUCUAUAACUAAAUAUUAAUAUUAAAGACUUUAAAUAAUAGUGGCUAACGGUUUGGACAAUCACUAAAAAUGUACUUUCUAAUAAGUAAAUUUUCUAAUUUUGAUAAAUGAUUAAAUUUUACUGACAUAUUUU
This is a messenger RNA of Cebus imitator (Panamanian white-faced capuchin), 2477 nucleotides long. RefSeq names its product solute carrier family 27 member 6 (gene SLC27A6). NCBI's taxonomy places the organism in Eukaryota, Metazoa, Chordata, Mammalia, Primates, Cebidae. Bases 266 to 2125 code for a protein of 619 amino acids. Gene Ontology annotation, molecular function: long-chain fatty acid-CoA ligase activity; long-chain fatty acid transmembrane transporter activity. The record is from RefSeq and is a predicted model, not a curated record. The transcript is spliced from 11 exons.